AUGGGUGCCUCAGGACUUAUCAAAUCGGGCGUCCCGCCACAGCCCCUCUGGCUUCUCUACAUCAAGAUCGCAAUCAUCGUCCUCUCCGUUGUCAUACUUGGACUAUCUGCUUGGGAGCUUUCGCUUUUCUCGGGCUACACGUGGCUCGGCUCUGCUGGUGCUGGCGGUCUCCUCAUUUUUGUGGUAAUCCUCAGCUGGAUCGUCUACGGCACUGCCAUCGGGCUCGAGCUCGGGGCGCCGCGAUUCUUUUUCCGCAUCGCUUUCCUCAUCGGCUACAUUUUGACUAUCAUUUUCUGGCUGUCAGGCUGGGCUUGGGCAGCGGCCGCUGCCGGGUUCUACCUGUCGUACCGGGACGCGGCAAACCGUGAGGUCGGGGCAGCGCUCGGUGCACCCCUCGCUAACCAUAAGUUCCUGCGCAGGAUUUUGGUCAUUGUUCACCUGGUCUUCUUCAUCAUCGCCUGUGUCAGGGAGCAAGGGAAUUCAGGACCCGCCCAAGCCGAGCUCGGCCAGUACAAACCCGCUGAAGCCUACCCUCCGCAGCAGCAGUACAACCCAGUGCCAGCUCAGCAGCAGCCGUACCCUGCCCAACAGCAAUACCCUGCUCAACAGCAAUACGACCCUGCUCAACAGCCUUACCCUGCUCAACAACAACCCUAUCCUGCUCAGCAGCCUUACGCGCCGCAAUGA
This is a messenger RNA of Canariomyces notabilis, 687 nucleotides long. RefSeq lists its product as uncharacterized. The transcript is spliced from 3 exons. The record is from RefSeq and is a predicted model, not a curated record. Bases 1 to 687 code for a protein of 228 amino acids. Lineage: Eukaryota; Fungi; Ascomycota; Sordariomycetes; Sordariales; Chaetomiaceae.